GACGGGCGUGCAUGCAGCCCCCUUCGGAGCGCACUCUGGACUUAACCGCUCAGAGGUGGGGUGGGGGCCCACCGCAUCCAUAGCCAUGGCCCUCUGCGCAACCUCCAGUUCCCGGACACUGCCCAGCCUGGCCGAGAGCAAGGCCUCCCCUCGUUCCUUUUCCAUCGAGAGCAUUUUGGGACUAGAGCCGAAGAAGGAGAGCAGCCCAGACAUCCCUCCAUCCAAGCCCUGGACAGAUUCCUGCUGUCCCUUAGUUUUAGGAGAAGAUGGGAAUCCAUGCCUAUCCAUCCCAAUCUUGCCCAGCAGCAGCUUGCUCCCUCACCCCGGAAAUUAUCCUCAACAAGAAGAAAGGAUCUUGAAAUAUGAAAAAUAUGUGUCAGCCUCAGAAAGACUGUCUUUUAAAAGAGAGCUGAGUUGGUAUCGAGGCAGGAGACCAAGAACUGCUUUUACCAGGAACCAGAUUGAAGUAUUGGAAAACGUCUUUAGAGUAAACUCCUACCCUGGUAUUGAUGUCAGAGAAGACCUGGCUCGGAAAUUGAAUUUGGAGGAAGAUAGGAUCCAGAUAUGGUUCCAAAAUCGCAGGGCGAAACUUAAAAGGUCUCACAGAGAAUCCCAGUUCCUAUUGGUUAAAAACAAUUUGAAUACAAAUCUCUCCAAAUAGGAAGAAGUCUUUGUGCUGGUAUUCCAAUUGUAGACUGAAUGAUGAGCUAGUAGAG
Molecule: messenger RNA, 716 nt
Organism: Dromiciops gliroides (monito del monte)
Lineage: Eukaryota; Metazoa; Chordata; Mammalia; Microbiotheria; Microbiotheriidae
Gene: HESX1
Product: HESX homeobox 1
Exons: 4
Coding region: 86-661 (191 amino acids)
Biological process (GO): pituitary gland development; forebrain development; regulation of transcription by RNA polymerase II
Cellular component (GO): nucleus
Molecular function (GO): RNA polymerase II cis-regulatory region sequence-specific DNA binding; DNA-binding transcription repressor activity, RNA polymerase II-specific
Source: RefSeq, a predicted model, not a curated record